AUGGUUUCAUGGACAGAUUCUGUUAGAGCAGUGGUGGUGUCCAAUCCAACAGCCUUUUCAUCUGUGCCUGCAUUGUCCGGACCUAUAAUGUGGUCGCGAGUGUGCGAUGAUUCAGCACACUCCUUAUCGUCUACAAAAUUAAACGUAGCCGAUUUAAAUUUUUCAGACUGGCUGACGUUCGCAGAAAAUUUUGCAAUUGUGUGGCAAACGGAUACGGUAACAGCAGUUAUGGCGCUGAUGCCAAUGGAAAUGUCAUCCGUAGCUGCAGUGGCCGGGCCAGUAAUGUCUUCGAAGGUGUUUGAGACGUCAUCACGACUUUCAUCGCUUCACAGCAGAAGAGUGGAAAGUAGAAAACGAAAGCUAAAUGAUGACUACAAUGGUAAUCCAUAUAAAAGAAUAAAAUUGACAACACCAACGACGGUCAAUCUGGCGCCACAAAAGAAGAGGACGUGGGUGCCGUCGUCGCCCAUCGAAGCGGCUCCACCAGAACCAGAUGGACCGUUGUGCUAUGUAAUUGAACCACAAACUCCGGGCAGCAGUCAUGAUUUCGGCAAAAUAUCCGUCUUCAAAAUUCACUAA
Helobdella robusta is the source of this 579-nucleotide messenger RNA. RefSeq lists its product as hypothetical. Lineage: Eukaryota; Metazoa; Annelida; Clitellata; Rhynchobdellida; Glossiphoniidae. The transcript is spliced from 2 exons. Bases 1 to 579 code for a protein of 192 amino acids. The record is from RefSeq and is a predicted model, not a curated record.